Molecule: messenger RNA, 4530 nt
Organism: Nylanderia fulva
Lineage: Eukaryota; Metazoa; Arthropoda; Insecta; Hymenoptera; Formicidae
Gene: cnc
Product: NFE2 like bZIP transcription factor cap-n-collar
Biological process (GO): regulation of transcription by RNA polymerase II
Cellular component (GO): nucleus
Molecular function (GO): RNA polymerase II cis-regulatory region sequence-specific DNA binding; DNA-binding transcription factor activity, RNA polymerase II-specific
Source: RefSeq, a predicted model, not a curated record
AGUCACAUAUCGCGAACGAUCUCUCCCGGCAAAGGUGUACGACGCUCAUUCGGUCGGUUUCUCCGCGUUUAACGUGUAUGUAUACAAUCGUCUCGCGCAUUCGCGCAAGUGUUUUGUACGACAAAGUGUAAAAGUGUCGAUUUAUAUAUGACAUAAACAGCGAAUCGCCGCGCAUAAUUCGCGGGCUACUCGCACAUAUCCGUUUCGAACUUUGCGAUAAAUCGAUAAUUUUUUCAUUUUUUUUUUGGUGUGUGUGUGCCGGUAUACGUAUCUAUAUAGGUAUAUGUAUACAUAUAUUAUAUAUAUAUGUAUGACAGAUGAGUGUCAUCGGCAGGGACCUGUCAAAUUCUUUGUUCUCCCCGCUCAUAUCAAAUCGCAGAUCGCAGCUGAUUCGCAUGUGAUGUGUCACGCUUGACGCAUCUCGCGCAACACGCGCUGCCUGCGCGAUUCGAUACUUCGAUAGUGUCCGAGCGAGUGCCGUCGACUAUCGGGAGGUGCUGAGCCACUUGUCAAACGGAGUAUUCGCGAGGCAUGCGUGUGCGACGCGCGCGACUGCACUGUAGUUUGUGAUGUGAUUCGUGCGUUAUUUUGAGGUUAUUUCGGUCUCGUGUAACUGACCUAAGAUACCGCUCUUGCGAGGGAAAAGCGAGGAUCUUUUAUUUUCACUUUGACUCUACGAGCGACGAGUCGAUCGAGACUCUUCCCUCCGGACUUUUAAACAUUGAAAACGGCAGGUGACUCCGGUGCGUUCUAACCUUAAAAACUGAUACUCCAGAAUCUUCGAAAUGUGUUUUGUCGCGUGAACAGUGAAAUAUUGUUGUUCCACGAGAAGAUCCUUUAUUUUCGUGAGGACAGCUUUGCAUUAUUUACACGCAGUGUCAACAAAUAUCUUCGGGAAUUGCAUCAUCUGUUCAUGAUGUUAAGUCUAUUAUUUGUACUUAACGAAGACAAUAAACCACUGUGACAACACUUCAAGAUAUAUAGAACUUUGUUUUUAUUUGUGCUGAUUUAAUUGGAACAAGCCAGCAAGAUGUUGUGCAUAAAGAAACUGUAUCGGGAGGAGCUGCUGCAAUUGGCAUUGUUGCUCUCCUUACUGCGUGUGGAUCCAGAAUCUUAUUUGGGUCUGGACAUUCAAACCCUCAACGUAGGAUCUUUGGAUCUCAAUAAUGGAUCAGGAUGGCACACCGAUCACACAAUUAUCCAUCGUCCGAUGUUUGUGCAUCCAAAAAAUCCAGAUUCCAUGCUUCUAAAUUACCAGAGAGAUCUGUUUGAAGAACUCAAUUCACUAGGAAGAUACAAUAGAAUGAAUUCUGGUCUCAACGCUAUACAUGCUUAUCUAUUAAAUGUCGAUGAAUCUAAUAGAGAUGCAUUGGCAAGCUCCAGCGUGCCUGUUUCAACCAAUACAACAAGAAACAUGACGUCUCCUGAUCCACCAACCUCUACACAAAGUCCUGCAGAGCCAGUUGGUGCAACGGAACUCACUCAAGAGGAUAUGGAUCUAAUUGAGGUUCUUUGGAAGCAGGAUGUGGAUCUCGGAUUUACGUUGGUGGAACCAGCCACGACACCCGCCAAAAAGUCAUCUACAUCAGAAAAAGAAUCAGCAGACGAAAUUGAGAAGCUGAAAGCUUUGGAAGCUAUUAAUGCCACGAAUCAAAAGGAUGAUGCCAAAGAGCCUGAAUCGCAGGAAGAUGAUCCAUGGGCAGGACUUCCUUACACCGUGGAUCUCGAAACCGGUGAAUACAUUCUCAGCUCCAGCAGUCAGAACGGAAGUGGAAGUAGCAUCAUCGAAGAAGACGGUCCGCUUCUCAACGAAGCAUCGUUGGCUUUGGAUAAUCAUCCCUUGGCUGACUUAACUGAUGAUUCUCUGGGUCUAAACGACACUCUAGGACUCGAGCAUGACUUUACAUCAGACUUACUCGGAAGUAGUCUCUUGGAAAGCGCUGGCGUAGAGGGCCUGCUCAGCAACGAUACUCUAGGCUUGCCCGACGAAUUUAAUCUUGAGGAGGCGCUUCAGCUUGUUGGUCUCGAUGAGGCUCAACCAGAGGAAACAAAACCAGAAGUGAAGAAGAAGAAGAAAGAGGAUACUACCGAAAACUCCGCAAGUGCAGAGGACGAUUCGGCUAUCUCAACCUCGAGUAACGUCGAGGUCGCGAAGUCAUCCAAGUGCGAGGAUCCCGAGACCGGCGACAUGAUUCACACACCGCAGUUUCAUCAUCCCCAUCAUCACCGCUCCUUCCAGGGUCGCAUGCCAUUCAUGCGAGCGAUGAGCAUGGAACAGCGGUGGCAAGAUCUCGCAUCUCUGUUAGCCCUACCGACAUCGGAUCAUUUCGCACAUCCAGCACAUUCUGGAUACGCAGGACACGGCAUAAGUCACAGUCAUUACGAGACGCAACGUAACGUAUUGCUCCACAAUCCUACCUUAGCACCUCCGGUAGGAGAUCUCAAUUCGACCGGACCUUAUCACAAUGUGGGUGGGUCGUCGAACCUGGGUUCAGCUGUGGCAACAUCAAUGAAUUUGACAAAUAGUAGUGAACCAAUGGGUGCAGAGAGUGGCGCGACUUACAAAUCUGAACCUAACGAUAUGAUGUAUUAUCACACACCGACAACAGAUUCGAUCAACCAAACCACAGAUGGAUUUCUUUCAUCUUUACUCAAUGAUGAGGAUUUGCAUUUGAUGGAUAUGGCGAUGAAUGAUGGCAUGUACACUAUGCGCAUGUUGGAUAACGGUAGCAACAAUGCAUCCGGACCCACCGGUGCAGCGGCUUUACCGAAUGUGCAAACGGCUGGCGGUGCGACUCCGGCGACUACGGGUGUCACGACUUUACCUGGGGUAGCCGACGAGAGGAUGGACGCUUCGAGUGACAGCGCUGUCAGUAGUAUGGGUAGCGAACGCGUACCAUCUCUCUCGGACGGCGAAUGGAUGGAAACUGGAUCAAAUUCCAGCCAUACUCAGGCUGACUCUCAUUACACUAUGGAUUACGCGAGCAAAUAUCGCAUGCCAUACGACUGUAGCUACUCGGUAUCCGGGAGAAAUGCCGGCUCUCCGAGAUGUCAAACAGAACGGACUGUACCGCCAGUCGCACAAAAGAAACAUCAAAUGUUCGCCAAGCGAUAUUUUCAAGAGCAAGGCACUUGCUCACCUUUAGGAGCUACUGCACAUCCGACUACUCCAAUGAAAUAUGAAUAUGACACACAUACAGUUGGUGCGGGAGCACCAGGGAACACGUAUUCUGGACCAAUCGAGGGUGCAGCCGGGCCACAGCCUGAAAUUAAAUAUAGUUGUAGUGUGGAUUUCAGUCGUCAUCAAUCUGGACGAUCUGCAAUAGAACAUGUUCAUCAUAAUCACACCUAUCAUUUACCUGCUGAGAGUUCAGGAUCCCUUCAACGUCCAAUUUCCCGCGAUAAGAAAGCCCGCAAAAAUGACAAUGAUGAGCAUUUAACGAGAGACGAGAAGAGAGCAAGAGCAUUGAAUGUGCCGAUUGCAGUCAGUGACAUCAUCAACCUUCCCAUGGACGAAUUUAAUGAACGUCUCAGUAAAUAUGAUCUCAGUGAGGCCCAACUAUCGUUAAUACGCGACAUUAGAAGACGAGGCAAAAACAAGGUUGCCGCACAGAAUUGUCGCAAAAGAAAAUUGGAUCAAAUCAUAAGUCUAGCUGACGAAGUAAAAGAAAUGCGAGACCGUAAGAUGAGGCUUGUCCGCGAGCGUGAGUUUAUGCUAAUUGAGAGACAGCGAGUGAAAGACAAAUUUAGUCAACUUUAUCGUCAUGUUUUUCAAUCUUUACGGGAUCCAGAUGGUAAUCAAUAUCAUCCCUAUGAAUACAGUCUUCAACAGUCUGCGGAUGGGAACGUUCUGUUAGUUCCCAGAAAUCAGACAAAUCCGCAUCAAUCACGGCAGUCUUCAAUGGAACCGAAGACAAAACCCGAUCCUGAGCACAAGGAAUGAAAUUCUUAAAGGAUUGUGAUUGAUUAUUGAGGAACUCCUGUUCUCUCUUGAACAGAGGACGUGCGUCCGAAGCGUAGUGAAGGCGUAUACGGUGUCGGGGAAUGAAGAUUGUUAUACGUUAUUAGAAUUACUGCGCAUAAUUCUCGUCAAACAAAAUUCAUGAUUUUACAUAUGGUUCGCACUCCAAAUAAACAACGAAAUUCGUUGAAGCUAUUAGCUUACAAAUCGCGACUAUGCGAUUCUUGACAAAUGACUUUUUUUUUAAAUAUAUUUAGAAAAAUAAGAAAAAAAUAGGAUUUAAUCAUCCUAGUAAUGGUUGUUGUAUGUAAGGGUGAUAUCACAGUUUUUUCAGUUACUUUAAUUCAGUUACAGACCACACCCAUAUUAAUACAUUUUCACGUCCAAAGAUCAUGUUGCGUAUUUUUUUUUUUUUUUUUUUUUCAUUCUCACAAUAAAAUUUUUAUAUUACAGCAUCGGGGGGAGGGCAUACAAUUAGUUUAUUCGUAUACAUUGUAUUUUGUCCGUUGACUGUCCUAAGUAAGGAAAAUAAUGAAAUAAUGAAAUAAAACUGAAAGCUUCAUAAAUUU